UGUAAAAAUGAUGGUCUCCCUCUCCGGCAGCAGCUUGUUCAUGUGUGGAAUUAUGUGUUCUGUCUGCGGAAAAGUAAUCUAAUUUAAAAGUUCAUAGCUGAUUUGAUGCUGUUGAACAGACAGCGGGGCCCACAAUCAAAAAUAGAUCAGAGAAUUUCCACCAGUGUUGCAGCACAAGUGCAGGAAUGAGGAGGUCAAAACUUCCCCAGUUGAGUUAGGUAACCGCUGCCAGGAAUGGGCCGGGCCUCCCGCCGUGAUGAAGCAACACGGAGCCAAAGUGUGUAUAAAUACAGGAAGGCUCUGCAGACUAAAACCAUUAGACAGCCGACAGGACUCUAAAGAGCUGACGAGGGUCACCAGAAGAUCUGAAGAAACCCACUUGCCCUGACAAUCACCAUCCAUCACUGGAGCUGAAGAACAAAUUGAAGAUAUUGUGGCACUCUUCGGUGGCCCAACACCCAUGAGAAAAAAGACCCAUCAGCUCUAAUCUUCAAAGGACUUAAUAACUAAACCGUUUUAACCCACCCGAAAAAAAAAAAAAAAUGAAGGCUUUCAGCAUUGCAGUUGCAGUGACACUCGUGCUUGCCUUUAUUUGCAUUCUGGAGAGCUCUGCCGUCCCAUUGAACGGGGUGCAAGAGCUGGAGGAGGCAGGGAGCAAUGACACUCCAGUUGCGGCACAUCAAGAAAUGUCAAUGGAAUCGUGGAUGAUGCCGAGUCGCGUCAGGGAGAAGCGUCAGAGCCACAUCUCCAUGUGCUACUACUGCUGCAACUGCUGCAGGGCCAACAAGGGCUGCGGCUACUGCUGCAAGUUCUGAAGAGCCUCCCCGCGACAACAACCAAACUAUAAUUUAUUACGCUUUUUAGAGAAACAGCCUUUUUUUUUCUAGACCUCUUUCUCCGAUGCAUUGACUGUUCCACACUGAGCGGGGGAAAAACCCAACGAAGAGCUUUUCUUUGUAUUUAUUUUGUAUGUUUUAAUACUCAAGUCUAUUUGUAAGUGCAAUGACACAAUUUGUUUCUAUAAAUGAUCCACAUGUGACUGUUUUUCUUCAUCUAAAUGAAAUCUUUUGAUGCUGAAUAAAUCAUGAGCAUUCAAAGUAA
This is a messenger RNA of Acanthopagrus latus (yellowfin seabream), 1101 nucleotides long. It is a transcript of the gene hamp, whose product is annotated as hepcidin antimicrobial peptide. Lineage: Eukaryota; Metazoa; Chordata; Actinopteri; Spariformes; Sparidae. Bases 543 to 815 code for a protein of 90 amino acids. Gene Ontology annotation, cellular component: extracellular region. The transcript is spliced from 3 exons. Gene Ontology annotation, biological process: intracellular iron ion homeostasis; defense response to bacterium. The record is from RefSeq and is a predicted model, not a curated record.